UUCGUAAUGUUAAGGCAAAAAGGAAGAACUAAAAUAUCAUACGAGACUUUGUAUGUCCAAGAUGUCUCCACGUCAUUCUAUAUCUCCAGUCCACCAUCCCUCCACAAUAUCUUGAAUCUUCUCCACUUUCUCUGAAAUCUGUACAUACUACUUUCUACAUACAUUUAUCAUGAUGAAAUCAUCAUGAGGACACCACCCCCUUGUCUGAUUUUUAUCCAUUGCUUGGAGAACAAGCAUAUUUCCUACCAACUACUUCGAUUUUGAUACACAAACGUCAAACUAAAUUCUAAAUUCAUAUCCGUCCAUACCCAGUUUUUGAAUCCACUCAAUUUCACUUUCUUUUCAUCAAUUUUGAAGAUAUAUAUUUUUUUUCAAAAGCAUGCCUGAUUCACCUCUUCCAGCCGAACACUCCCAUGGAAGCCCACUGAGACGCCGACCUUGUGAUUUCUGUAAUAAAUCGACGGCGCUUCUGUAUUGUAGAGCUGAUAACGCCAAGCUCUGUCUCUCCUGCGACCGAGAAGUUCAUUCGACUAAUCAGCUUUUCACUAAGCACACACGGUCGUUGCUUUGUGAUGGUUGUGAUUCUUCGCCUGCUUCGAUUUUCUGCUCCACUGACGCCGUUGUUCACUGCCAGAAUUGCGACUGGGAGACACAUAAUAAGUCGAACUCGAAUUCGAAUUCGAGUUCGCCGGCGACACACGACCGGCGACCUCUUGAAGGGUUUACUGGUUGUCCUUCUGUUACUGAUUUGCUAUCGAUUUUAGGGUUUGAGGAUUUGAGCAAAAAAGGGCUUUUACUUUGUGGUAGUUGUGAGGAAGGAUCCGAUUCUUACGGGUCGGGUGAUAAGUUUCCGGAUUAUCUUGUUUGGGAUACUCCUUCGUUUGUGAGCCUGGAUGACCUGAUUGUUUCAAGUGGCUCUGAGCAUAAUUAUCAAGCCAUGGGUGUCCCUCCUCUCCCCAAGAAUCGAAAUGCUGCGUUUGGAGCAUACAAAGAUGAACUUGUUCGCCAGCUUCGUGAAUUGGCAAAGUCUGACCCAAAUGUGGAUGGCGAUGAAGGCAUUAUUAAACCAAUAAACGAUGAGUUUCAGCCUAUUAUUAAUAUGGCAACUACACAAAAUAAUAGGAGUUCAGGGUUUGAACAUAAUAAGUUAGAAGAGCAGCAAGUAGCAUAUUCUUCAAAUGAGGCGAACACAUUUCAAUGGUGUCCCGAUGUUUGUGAUGCCGUGGGUCAAGAUUUAUAUUCUGACCAAUUACAUAACGCCACAGAGACACAAUGCAUAGUUCCUGUUGAAAAAAUCGACACUGUUCAUCAUAGUAUCACUGCUGAAAAUACACAAGUCUUCCCCAACAUCUUUGUUGGUGUACGUGAAAUCAACAGUCAGGAGAGAGAAACCGCACUCUCGCGAUACAAAGAGAAGAAGAAAUCCAGGAGGUAUGAUAAGCAUAUUAGGUAUGAAUCACGAAAGGUAAGAGCCGAAAGCAGGAUAAGGAUCCGCGGUCGUUUUGCAAAAAUGGAUCGUUUGGAUGUUUGAUAGAUGAUAUAGUGAGUGAGAGUGUAGUUGUGGUAUUGCUUCAUGCAUAUCAAAAGAUGUUUGUGAGUAGUGCCAUGGUUUUCUGUUAGUUUUGUAUCGAUCCUGUCUGAGUAGCUUUUGAGCAUGUUUUGUUGUGAGUGUAGCUUGUAAAUAAAAUAAAGAUAUGAGUUAUUUAAUUAAAAUUGUAACCUAGGUUUUCAGAAUUUAA
Messenger RNA from Lactuca sativa (garden lettuce), 1739 nucleotides. Its product is annotated as B-box type zinc finger protein with CCT domain-containing protein. Gene Ontology annotation, molecular function: protein binding; zinc ion binding. Lineage: Eukaryota; Viridiplantae; Streptophyta; Magnoliopsida; Asterales; Asteraceae. The record is from RefSeq and is a predicted model, not a curated record.